Messenger RNA from Tilletiaria anomala UBC 951, 4585 nucleotides. RefSeq lists its product as uncharacterized. Gene Ontology annotation, cellular component: cytoplasm. The transcript has 7 exons. The record is from RefSeq and is a predicted model, not a curated record. Lineage: Eukaryota; Fungi; Basidiomycota; Exobasidiomycetes; Georgefischeriales; Tilletiariaceae. Gene Ontology annotation, molecular function: ATP binding; ATP hydrolysis activity. Bases 1 to 4581 code for a protein of 1526 amino acids.
AUGGCUCCUGAUCUCAAAUCGCCAGUGGGACGGGUUUUGCCCUCGAUCUCACCAAGCAACAGCGGCAGCUCCAGCGCCUUGGGUCGCCUAACAGCCCUGGGGCGACAAUUGAUUCCGUCUUCCCCCUUCACGACCCGCAGCGAAGCCGAGUCUGCAAACGAAACAGGUCCAGAUUCUCAAGUCGGCACGCUGCACCUCGGCCCGAACGUUUCCAUUGCAGUGACCAAACCGCGCGAGCCGGAGCGCCUGCCAACGGAUCGCCUUCUGCUCAAUAUUCACGAUCCAGUUGUCUCAGAACACCUCGAAUGGCUAGGGAAGAAGUGGAUGCUUGGGCAAGAUGUAUUCCUGCUCUCCCCUCCUGGGCCUUACUCCCGCCGUCUUGCACUCACCUUUGCGGCGUUGCUUCAGCUUCCAUAUGAGAUCGUCUCCUUGCAUAGAGAUAUCGGUGAGGCCGACCUGCUUCAAUCGCGCAAUCUGGCCGCUGGCGGCGAGCUCGUCUAUCACAAUGGUCCUGUCGUGCGCGCGAUGAUGAACGGCGGCAUCCUGAUCCUAGAAGGUGCACAGCGAGCAGAGCGCAAUAUUUUACCGCUGCUGAACAAUAUUCUGGAGAACCGUGAACAAAAUCUCCCCGACGGAACGCACCUGAUUCCUGCAGAUCGCAUUGCAUCCAUGCAAGCAGAGCAAGCAAAACUGGGCAAGGAAGUUAGCAGAUUUGUGCCUGUCCACCCUAAUUUCCGUGUGAUCGCACUCGGCCUGCCCAUCCCGCCAUACAAGGGUCAUCCCUUGGAUCCGCCUUUUCGAAGCCGUUUUCAGGGUCGAUGGGUCGAAGGAAAUGUCGGAAACCUUGGCUCUGCUCAGUUCACACAGGAGAAUGAGUUUUCAAAUGCCGGGCAAGAACAAAGGGAAGCGGCGGCUGAGCUUCAGAGCAGGUUCUACGCUUGGAGCUCGCUUCAGAAGCAGCAUGCAAUGGCAGCGGCAGGCGGCUCCAUUCUUCCUCCUACUUCCCAGCUUCCCAAUGUUCCCGGAACAGCACUCCCGCUUAUUGAGGAUCUCAUCCGGCGCUUUGUUCCGGAACAAAUGCCACCUGAGCCCGAGGAAAUUGACUCUCCAGAAGCCAACAUGACAGAACAAGAGAAAGAACGCGUGAAGUCCAAGGACGCAGAGGCAAUCGCUGCUUCAACGAUGAUGCUUCUAGGCUCUGCGUACCCGGCCUUGCACUCACUCGACAAGGAGAAGUCUAAACUUCUGACCGAGCUGCUUGUCGGUGUCGGUCUCAAUAAUGGCCUAGGAGAGCAGCAGCAAGCAGAGGGUGUUGGUAUUCUCGGCUAUCGCGCAAUCUCGAUAGAGAAGAUACCCGGUGAUGCGAAUCUUGUCGAUGUCGCCUUCGAACAGAUCCAUAGCGGACAGAGAGUCACUCUCCGAGCCCCUGGUGGCCACCUUCCGCUCCAACGUCUCCCAACACUGGGUGAAACAGCCCAGGGAGGCAUCCUGAUCUCGCCACGCAUGAUUGCCCAGUUGACGUUAAUGCUCCAGUUGCACUGCAUGGGUCGGGACAUAUGUGUGCUGCCCUCUACACUCGCUUCAAAGCAGGGUGGCGACGGGCUGUCGCAAACGCAGUCAUCAUCAUCCACUUCUACGUCCAUUUCCCUCUUUGCGUCUUGCCUCGGCUAUCAGCUCGAGUCUUUGCACCUCUUCAAAGACACUUCAGGACAAGAGCUCCUCAUGCGCCGAGCCACCACUGCUGAUGGAAGCACGACAUGGGAGGCAGCUCCACUUUUGAAAGGCGCGCUGGAUGGAAAGCUGGUCCAUCUGUCUGGCGUCGAUACCCUUGGUGCCACGCUCGGCAGCUUGUCGCGUCUCAGCACAGAUAGGGAAUCCGAGCUUUGGAAUGGCAGCCGUGUUCUCCUGAGCAACAGUUACAGUGUCUCGGACACAGAAGCUGAAGCGCUUAACGCGCUGAUGUCCUCCAAGGAAGCGGGUAAAGUCGUCAACGCCAUCAGUCCAUCCUUUCGCAUCGUCGCGACGGCAGCUGCAGCCAAGGCGGACUGGCUCGACGAAGAGGCAGGUACACUCUUUGGCUUUGUGCAGCCUAGUCCAAUGCAGCCGGCCGAGGAGCGUGAAGUCAUUCGUCAGCGCACACAUUGCGGAAAAGAAGCGCUCGACAAACUCUUGGAGUUUGCAGAGCGCUAUAGACAGAUUAGCGCAAAUCCUAAUCUCUUACUGCAAAAGUCACGCAGGCUCGGCACAAGACAGCUGAUACGGGCAGCGAAGCGCAUGGCCAAGUAUCCCGAUUCCGACUUGCACAACCUCAUAUCGCGCUCAUUGCUGGUGGACUUCCUGCCGAAGGCUGUCAGAGAGAUUGUCCGCGACGCGCUUGCACAGUGCCAUAUCUAUCAGCCCGGGGUGGAAGGAGCAUUCCAGUACCAGCCUGCCGAAUUCAUGGCUGAUCCUGAAGUCAGUAAUGAUCAACUUACAUUCUGUGACCUCAACAAUGAAGCGGCAGAGCCACAGUCGAUCCCUCUGUUCGACGUAGAUGCCAAAGAUCCGGAAGGCAAGAUCCUGAUCCCUGUCAUGCCGACAUUUUACAACAACCACGCCCAAAGCAUGCUCAUGAGGAGUAUGGCGCAGGACUUGCACAUGCUCAGUGAGCAUCUGCUCCUGAUGGGCCAGCAGGGUGUCGCCAAGAAUGCCAUCAUCGACAGGCUGCUCGAGCUGCUUCGCAGACCAAGAGAGUACAUUCAGCUGCAUCGCGACAGUACGGUCGCCUCCAUCUUACAGCAAAUAAAUCUUCAAGCAGGAAAGCUCAACUACACCGAAACCCCGCUGUUACGCGCCAUCCGACUUGGCCGCGUGAUCGUAGUGGACGAGGCGGACAAGAGCUCGGCUGCAGUGACAGCGGUCUUCAAGUCUCUCACGGAGCGCGGCGAGCUGUCCCUCCCGGACGGCCGGCGCGUGCGUCCGAUCGGCAGUCUCGGUGCGAACAACGAUAUUCUUGUUCACCCAGAUUUCCGUUUGAUUCUGCUCGCGAACCGACCCGGGUUCCCGUUCCUUGGCAACGAAUUCUUGCAAGUUCUUGGCGAGGGAUUCUCCUGCUACGUCGUCUCCAACCCAGAUUUAAACUCCGAAAUCAGGAUCCUGCAACAGGCCGCCCCCAAUGUUUCCAAGAAUCUGAUCAGGAAGCUCGACAUGGCAUUUCAUGACCUGCGUCAAGCAUUCGUCGACGGCCUGGUCACAUAUCCAUACUCGCUGCGCGAGCUUCUACACCUCGUACGGCAUCUGCAGAACUAUCCAGAGGAAGGCCUAACAUCGGUGCUGCUCAACACCCUGGCAUUUGACUUACACCGGCCCGAGGCGAUGCAAUACGUCAUAUCGGUGCUAAAGAAGCGCGGCCUUGAGACGGAAGGCCUGUCGCUUACCGAAAUUCGUGAGGGCGUUGGUGCAUUGGGCAAGGCGGCCAAGAAGAUCGAGUGGGACCCAAAGAAGGCUGGGCGCGACACGUCGUUGGACAGGCCCAAAGUCGGCAAGGUAGAUCUGCAGAACAAACCACACGUCGGCGGGAACACGUGGCGAGGCGGCACGGGCGGCCGUGAUACGGCCGGACUAGGCGGCGUCGGCGGGUACGAGCGCCUGUUUGCGGGGCACGACGUUCAUCAGGUUCCGCAGUCGCAGAAGGACGCCGUGCCGGAGCACAUCAGGCGGCAAGCACGCGAGAUGGCGCGGGAGGCGCUGGCAAAGAAGCUAGCGGAAGAAGGCAUGACGUCGCACGAAGGCGCGACGUACCACGCCUACAUAACCGAGAUGGCGCCGCAGAUCGAGCAAUUGCGUAACGUGUUCGACUUGGUGCAAGCCAACGCGAAGGAGCGGCAAUGGCUCAACCGCCAGCAAGAGGGCGAGUUGGAUGAACGGAGACUCACGGACGGUCUAACGGGCGAGCGAGCCAUUUUCCGCCGCCGGCAGGAGGCGCCGCCCGAGAUCGGAACGCCGCAGACCAAGCCGAAGCGUAUUCGUUUUGUCGUUGACGUCAGUGCUAGCAUGUACUCGAUGCAGUUCGAUGGGCGUCUGGAACGCGAGGUCAAGACAUGCGUGAUGGUCAUGGAAGCGCUUGAACGUGUCGACCCGACCAAGUAUUUAUGGGACCUGGUCGGCCACAGUGGCGACAGCGACCACAUCGUGUUCAUCGAAGCUGGAAAGCCGCCAAAGACCAACGGUCAGAAGUGGAAAGUGGUGCGCAACAUGGUUGCGCAGAUGCAGUACUGCGAUAGUGGCGACAACACCGUGCGCUGCCUGGAGCGUUCCGUACAGGAGCUCUCGCGCGUCGAAGCGGACGACUACUUUGUGAUCGCGCUUUCGGAUGCGAACCUGGCGCGGUACGGCAUCACGUCGCGCGUGUUGACGGAUGCGCUGCGCAAAGGCGGGGAGAAGGUGAAGAGCUCCAUCAUCUUCAUCGACCGCGGUGGUAAUGAUGCUGGACACAUUGCGCGGCAGAUGCCCGGCAGGGCGUACGUCGCGGCAGAGAUGAGGGAGAUCCCGGCGCUGGUCAGCAAUAUCUUGACGACCAUGAAUGGAGAGGACUCUGCGUGAUGCU